CCCCCCUUCUCUCUGUUUCUAACUACUUCCUUCUUCGCGGAAAACGCCGAGUCCGCAUCUCUCAGUCUCCUUCCCUUCCAAAGCACACAUUCCACGUUCCAUUUACGGCAACCCCACUCCCUCCCUCCCUCCCUCCAAACCGAGGAUUAAAUUCGUAUUAACACUAAAACGGUAUUAAAACGAGCUAAAAUAAUCCAAAAAAAUCCGCCGCAAAAACCAACUAAAAAGCACCCCACCGGUCCCCUUCUAUGGGCUGUGCCUCCUCUCGCGAUCGCUGCAUCGCCUUCUCUCCAACGCCGCCGCCGCCUCCUCUCUCUCUUCCUCAGCCUCCGCCGCCGCCUCCGCCUCCACCGCCGGCGCUUUUGUUAGGGAGAACCCCCACUCUCUCCUCUCCUAUCGUGGUCCAUCACGCAUCCCUCCACCAGGGGGACUCCACCCACCUCGUCUCUCUCACCUCCACCACCUACGGUUCCCUCAAAACCCUAGACGAUCCCGAUCCCUCCCUCUCCGUGGCCUUCGCCUCCCCCACUGCUGUUAUCAACGCCUGGGACCUCAUGGAUGGCCUCGACGACCUCGCCGCCUCCGCCUCCGCCGCCAAGAAGCCCUACCUCCUCCCCCGAUCCCUCACCUACCACCACCAUCAUCGCCCGAUCAAGGCUAAGGACGAGCAUCCCGCUGUCAAACCCCUCUGGAAGCACCUCGCCGACGAGCCCAAGCGCCCCAAGGUCGUCCUCUUCUCCACCUCCCUCCGUGGCAUCCGCCGGACCCACGAGGACUGCUGCACCGUCCGCGCCAUACUUCGCGGCUUCCGCGUCGCCGUCGACGAGCGGGACGUUUCCAUGGACGCCGCCUACCGGCGGGAGCUGCAGGCGCUGCUGGGAAAGGGUCGGCCUUUCUCGCUCCCCCAGGUGUUCGUUGGCGGGCGGUGCCUUGGCGGCGCGGAGGAAAUCCGGCAGCUCCACGAGGCCGGGGAGCUGGGGCGGCUUCUCGAAGGGGUCGCCGCGCAGGAUCCUGCGUUCGUGUGCAGCGGCUGCGGCGGAGUUCGGUUCGUUCCGUGCACCAAUUGCAGCGGCAGCCGCAAGGUGUUCGUCGAGGUGGACGGGAGGAUGCGUCGCUGCGAGGAGUGCAACGAGAAUGGAUUGGUACGCUGCCCUAACUGCUGUUCUUGCUGAUGCUCCCGCAUGAAAGAAAAUGGAAAAAUCGUUCCUGAAAUUAGAUAUGAAGAAAUGAGAAGGAAGGAGAACGAAAAAAGAUUAUUUUUUGUAAUUUUCUUUCUUCUUUUUGGGCCAAUUUGGAUGCAUUUUAAUUGCAGUUGAUUGAUUCUUGAAGGGGGUGGGAAUCAAUUGAGAUGUGUAUGGAAGUAGUGCUUUUCUUGGUAUAUAAGAAAUGUGGGCUAUAAAUGAAGGGAUUAUUGGUAACGGGGAUUGUUGGAUACUUGGUACCUGUGAAGGGGGGAACAUCCGGGUUCUUGUCUGUAUGCUUGUAAUAAUGGAAAUAAAAUUGUUUGUAUAAAACUACGGCAAUCAAUUCGUCUAUGUAAAUAGGAAGCAUGGGUUGCUUACUUUUAUUAGUGUAUUUUGGAA
Molecule: messenger RNA, 1583 nt
Organism: Phoenix dactylifera (date palm)
Lineage: Eukaryota; Viridiplantae; Streptophyta; Magnoliopsida; Arecales; Arecaceae
Source: RefSeq, a predicted model, not a curated record